Messenger RNA from Neogale vison (American mink), 2652 nucleotides. RefSeq names its product vesicle associated membrane protein 7 (gene VAMP7). NCBI's taxonomy places the organism in Eukaryota, Metazoa, Chordata, Mammalia, Carnivora, Mustelidae. The coding region runs from base 140 to 802 and encodes 220 amino acids. Gene Ontology annotation, biological process: exocytosis; vesicle fusion. The record is from RefSeq and is a predicted model, not a curated record. The transcript has 8 exons. Gene Ontology annotation, molecular function: SNAP receptor activity; SNARE binding. Gene Ontology annotation, cellular component: membrane; SNARE complex.
CGGGGCGCUUUACGCGGAAGCCGGUGGCGUCCGGUCCCAACCUCCUCCGGGAGCGGGCAGUCGGUGGUCCGCCCCUGGCUUACGCCGCUCGAUUUUGAGCCUACGCGCUCUUAGGGGGGUGCCCGGACAGAUUGAAGCCAUGGCCAUUCUUUUUGCAGUCGUCGCCAGGGGAACGACUAUCCUUGCCAAACAUGCUUGGUGUGGAGGAAACUUCCUGGAGGUGACAGAGCAGAUUCUGGCUAAGAUACCUUCUGAAAAUAACAAACUAACGUACUCACAUGGCAAUUAUUUGUUUCAUUACAUCUGCCAAGACAGGAUUGUAUAUCUUUGUAUCACUGAUGAUGAUUUUGAACGUUCUCGAGCAUUUAAUUUUCUGAAUGAGAUAAAGAAGAGGUUCCAGACUACAUAUGGUUCAAGAGCACAGACAGCACUCCCAUAUGCCAUGAAUAGCGAGUUCUCAAGUGUCUUGGCUGCACAGUUGAAGCAUCACUCUGAGAAUAAGGGCAUAGACAAAGUGGUGGAGACUCAAGCCCAAGUGGAUGAACUGAAAGGAAUCAUGGUCAGAAACAUAGAUCUGGUAGCUCAGCGAGGAGAAAGAUUGGAAUUAUUGAUAGAUAAAACAGAAAAUCUUGUGGAUUCGUCUGUCACCUUCAAAACAACCAGCAGAAAUCUUGCACGAGCCAUGUGUAUGAAGAAUCUCAAACUCACUAUCAUCAUCAUCGUCGUUUCAGUCGUGUUCAUCUAUAUCAUUGUGUCACCUCUCUGUGGUGGAUUUACAUGGCCAAGCUGUGUGAAGAAAUAAAAAAAAAAAAGUUGUCAUUAACCAAGGAUAUGAGACAACAAGGAGUUAAAAGCAAUCCAUGUGACUUAAGCCUUUGAAUACUGACAGAUGGUGUCUGCCAGUAUCUUCAGCUGUCUUCUGUUUCUUUUUUGUUUUUAAAUCUUGUUGUAUGUUUCCAGAUUUAUCUUUGUCUAGUUUAUUCUAGUGUACUUCAGAUUUAACCAUUUAUUGCAGCAGUACCUUUAAAAAGGCUUUUGUUUCUUUAGUUUGUUAAUUAGAGUCAUCUAUUUAGAGAAACAGUUUUAUUUGUAAUUGCACAGAGCUGUCACCAAGGUAGAAACCACCAGUCUUACUAGCUGUCUACUAAGACUUUGGAUGAACUUUGUAUUCCAGACACAGAGAGCAUCGCUAACAUCUCAUCUUUUGCUAUUGAAGAGUUUUAGGUGCUUGAAAACAAUUUAAAUGGAAAAUCGUUAUUUGGGGAAUUGUAAAUAAUUUGUUGGUGCUGCUUGUUUCUAGGAGCCCAUGCAGGUAAGGUUUUAAACAUUUUCUGUCAGUCAUAUGGGGAACAUUUUGCUAGCCCAUUAGAAAUAUACAGAAUUAGCCUUUUCCUUCUAGUUUUCACUUUCAGGCAGAAACUUCUGACCUUUCACAAACCUUACAGAGCAUGAUAUCCUCUCUUUCCCCCAUUGCACUUGAUUUGAAAAGAUGAUGGCUUAAAUAUUGUUGAAGAUUGUGGGUUUUUUUAUACUUAUUUCUUUUUUGUGGAUAUUUAGGGCAAUUGUAUAGUUAAUAGAACAGGUGGUGGAUGAGAUGGCGAGGCAAAUUCUUCUGGGUUAGGUUUAGGGUUAGGGUUAACCCUAACCUAACCCUAACCCUAACCCUAACCCUAACCCUAACCAGAGAAAAAUAAGACAACCACGGUGGUAUACUAGUGUUUAGGUGUGUGGGGAGAGGUAGUAUGGGACAUUUUUUUCCAGUCUGGGCAAAGCCCAAACUGAAUAUAGUCAACAGUCAACUCUAGGGUUUGGGUUUGACUUCUGUUGAAUAAUAGUUUCAGUAUCCUUUAUGGAUUAAUAAAUUCUGUGAUCUAUCUUUGAAGAAUUCUUUUGUGAAACUGGAGAGUAGACAGUAUGAUAUGUAGAAAUAAUACCAGCCAGUUUUUAACAUCCAUUUAACUGCAGUGUGGGAAAACUGGAGUGUAAUCAUAUGCUUGGCUACACUGGCAUCUGUUACCUAUUAAUGUACUUUUGGUGUGUAUAUGAAAGGAUAUUUGCUGCCCUAAAUCAUUUAUUUAUCAAUAAAUGCCAGUAAGUGGAAAUUAUAUUACAUUUGACUAUUUUCCAAAUGAAAGAGCAAAGUAGUCUAUAAACCUAGCCACCUGUGUAAUCCUAGUCAUGUGCCUUGAAUAUAUAUGUGUCUCAUAAUAUGGCUCUUGCUACCUGUUCUUCCAUCUAAACCUUUUGAUUCAUGCUACUAGAUUCAUUUCUUUGACGUAUACUUUAGGCCCACUGGAACUCUUUUCUUGAUGAUCACACAUGGCGCAAAUGUUUCUUGCUCUUCUUUAUCAACACUAAUGCCUUUUAAUUAUAUCAGCAUUUCCUAUUGGAAAAACACUUUUGUUCCAGGAAAACAUUUGGCAUUCUUGAGUAAUAAUUUCCAAAUGUCUUUAAUCCAAAGAAGACUUAAAGCUUAUUUCCCUUUCUUAUACACACCUGAAUAAAAAUGAUGUGCAUGUUUUAGGAAUAAAUUACUUAACUGUUCAUUUGUCUAUUUAUGUAUAAGAAUGCUUUUUAAAGCACAUAUCUUGUUUUAAAUGACGCACAAACUGAAGGCAUUAAUAAAAUUUAAGAGUAAUGUAAUGAGCUUUA